Messenger RNA from Candoia aspera, 2282 nucleotides. It is a transcript of the gene FRRS1L, whose product is annotated as ferric chelate reductase 1 like. The coding region runs from base 450 to 1346 and encodes 298 amino acids. Lineage: Eukaryota; Metazoa; Chordata; Lepidosauria; Squamata; Candoiidae. Gene Ontology annotation, biological process: regulation of postsynaptic membrane neurotransmitter receptor levels; regulation of glutamate receptor signaling pathway. The record is from RefSeq and is a predicted model, not a curated record. The transcript has 5 exons.
UUUCAGUGAUGUCCAAUCAUCUCGACUACUAGUGAGUACACAGCCACGGCCAUGUAGAUAUUCUGGCAACAAUAUGGCAUGGAAGUGGUUUGCUAUGGCCUUCCUCCCUAAACUACAGUCCUGGUAUUUCUUUAUGGCCUCCAUCAAAAUACGCCGGAGGUCCGAUUCUGUUUUAAGUUUAGAUUCCCGACGAGGUUCGACUGUACUUGCUACAUAAGGCUGUUCUCUCUCUCCCUCUCCCCCUCCCUCUCCUUUUCAGCAUUAUUCUCAAAAUCCGUUUUUGGAAAAAAAAAUUGUUACCCUUUGCAGCUGAAGCCUGGUUAUGACAAUAAGACCUGAGGCUAAGUCUACCACAGUAGUUUGAAGCCUUGCAAAGGGUGAAGUAGAAGAUCUCAAGAGGCGGUGGCAGCGCCGGCGCAAGAACCCCGUUCGGCUUAAGAACUGCCGCCAUGGCCGCACUUGCAGCACUCUUGUCCUGGCUGCGCUGGUGCAGCUUGUUGUGGAUACUGCUUGUGGCCUCUCCGGCUGCUUCCUCUUGGGCCAUCGCCGCGGAUGAGGCCACCGGCAGUGAGACGAGAUAUGUACGAGGCCGCGAAACAGAUGCAAAAAGGGAUCAGCCUGAUGAGAAGCGUCAAUCCCACGAUUCCUCAUAUGGCACGUUCGCCAGCGAGUUUUACGAUACACGUUUCCUCUCCGAAGAAGGUUAUCCUUUUCCUACUGCUCCUCCAGUAGAUCCAUUUGCAAAAAUUCGAGUGGAUGACUGUGGAAAAACAAAAGGAUGCUUUAGGUAUGGUAAACCUGGAUGCAGUGCAGACACAUGUGACUACUUUCUCAGUUACCGCAGAAUAGGAGCUGACAUAGAGUUCGAAUUGAGUGCUGAGGCUGAUGGCUGGGUAGCUGUAGGAUUUUCUUCAGAUAAGAAAAUGGGUGGAGAUGAUGUCAUGGCCUGUGUUCAUGAUGACAAUGGAAGAGUCAGAAUACAUCACUUCUACAAUGUUGGUCAGUGGGCAAAAGAGAUCCAGAGAAACCCUGCCAGAGAUGAAGAAGGUAUUUUUGAAAACAACCGUGUCACGUGUCGAUUUAAGCGUCCAGUGAAGGUUCCCAGGGAUGAAACUAUUGUAGAUCUCCAUCUGAGUUGGUACUACUUAUUUGCUUGGGGCCCAGCAAUUCAAGGUUCUAUAACUCGGCAUGAUAUAGAUUCUCCACCAGUUUCAGAGCAUGUGGUCAGUAUUUACAAGUAUGAAGAUAUUUUUAUGCCUUCAGCUGCCUAUCAGACUUUUUCUUCUCCAUUUUGUUUGUUACUUAUUGUUGCUUUGACAUUUUAUUUAUUGAUGGGAACCCCAUGACAUCCACUCUGGUGACAAAUUGAAAUUAUUUGUCAGUCAGCGUUGUUGAAAAUGCUAGUCUUUUUUAUUGGAGUUUGUAUCACAAGACAUUUAAUUAUUCAUUCAGAUUGUAAUAAACCUGAGCCAUAAAUAUGUGCCAAAUAAUUCAAGAUUUGAAAAUCAAUGCAGUAAGUGCUUCUACUUUACUGAAUACUUUUAAUAUAUAUUUAGUCUGUAUUUCUAAACACAUCUACAAAUCUGUAAGUAACAUCGAGUAAACAACCUAGAACAAGGUGAGACUUGCCUGUGAGUAAACAUACAGUACAUAGCUUUUUACUGUUUAAAAUAAACUACAGUAUGAUAAUGUCAUAUUAUGAGAAACAUAGACAAUUUCAUUUCCUAUUAGCUUUCAUUCAAGCAAAUAAAAAUAAGGGAGAUGUCAGUGAAAUGUGGUAUGUUAUAAGUUAGAUUUCUGCUUUGAAAGCCACAGUGACUGCAUUAAUUUUUACUUUUCCAGAUAAAAUGGUAUUUAGGCUUAAAUCAACAACCUUUUUAGUCAAUGUUCACAUUCAGUAGUCUGGAAUGUCUGAGGGUUGUUCUUCUAAAUGUGAGCAGCAGCUAGACAGAAAAGUGGUAAAGUGGGUAUGGUAUCUUCAAGUCAUUAAAUUCUGAUCUAGCUCUAAACUUCUUUUCAUGUGUGGUUCACAUUAAUCAUAAGUAAACUUUCUAAUCAUCUCUAACUUUACACUUGAAAAUGCAUUUAAUAUAUUUAUUAAUAUAGUUUUAAAUUGAGUUCAUAAAUUAGUCAUAUACACUUAACUGACAAUUGACUAUUUUCCUUUGGAAAAUCCUGGUUCAGGCAUGGAAGCUCAUUUGUUAACUUUGGACAAGUUGUAUCUCUCAGCUUAGUCUCCCUCACAUGGGUAUUUUACUGAGAAGAAAAUUCAAGGAGAGAAU